AUGUGGUGCAAAGUAUCUCACAAUGGAUUCGAAGUGCCACCACCGCGCAUUGAUGUUCAUUUGGGUUCGAAAGUCAUCGAACCAAGAAAUCCGCCCUCAUUGUUCUCCGCAUUUAUUCCAACUGUCGGCCAAAUGAACCAGUCCCACCGGCGACCCCACAGUGCUCUCAUGAUGAACGAACGGUACCCACGAUAUGGGAAGGUGUACCACCUGCUUAACAGCAAUCCCCGUCCAGGUUCCCACUUUUCUAUGCCCAUCGUUAAACUUCCUGCAGCUAGUCAACAGCGCAGCUCACCAUACCUUGCAGUCAACACAUCUGCGUCGGCCACCAAACCAGUACCACGUAUCUCCAUUACACCGGAGAAGUCUUCCUCAUCUGCAGAGACUGCGAAAGAGCUACAUACAACGCGCGAUGUGGUACAAGACAUUCUGGACUCAUUGACCUUGUUGACUGGAAAGGUGGACACAAUGCUUUCGCGUUUGGAUCAUUUGGAGUCGCGUUUAUCUGGCCCUCCCCAUCCCUCACAUUACUUCGAACCUCGUCCAUCUAACCACGAGCCAUCUUAUAAUACGGAACCUGUGAAGUACGGUCGAACAACUGAACCUGGCAGAUGGUCAGCAGUUCAUCACAAUGAUGCUUUCAAUGGAGAGCCACAAGGUCCGGAACGUACAUUGGCUCCGCCCUCUGAGCAGUUUACACUGGCAGCUUCAAUGCUUCCGUUAGUUCCCUCAUCCACGACUGCAGUGGAAAGUGUCUUGCCUUCACCUAAGUACCACCGGCCGCCUGGGGGCACACAGAGCUCUUCAAGCUUAAGCACCAUUGAAAUGCCGUACCAGGUGACUCACUUUACGCCUCCGGAUGACCCACAAAACCAACGUACCCCCGUUGUAGCCCCGACCUCCACUCCGCACUCGUCUUCAGCUUUUACGAACCGUCCGGUCAGCACCGGCCGACUUGGGCUCGCUUCUAUACGCACAAGUUCUGGUGAUCGUCUUAACCGACGUGGUCCCGAGCGACCUUCGCUCCUCAAAACUGGAUACUGCACCCUCAGUCAGAGUUUCCGAACUCAGCCCUCCAGACAACCGAACGUCUCUCAACCCGUCUCCACAAGUGGCGAUUGGCAUUCUGGCACUACUCGGGAGUCCCCCGUAGGCACCAACUCACCAACUGGUCAGACUGAGAAUGGGACCAGACGAUCACCGUCCAGGACUCCUGCAGUACGCGAACGGAAUGUCGGUCGACCUCCGCCAUCCACUUUACGAUGGACCCGUUCUCCUCGUUUCUACAAACCGAUCAUGUUUCGCCCCAUGGAGCCACUGGAUUGUGGCACCAACAACAAUUCACUUGUUGAACCGGUGAUAAACAAUCAUCCAAGUGACAACUCGGAGUCGUACCUUACUCAAGUGGAUCGGAUCUCGUCUAUACGGUCGAUGCGGAAAGCUGGACAGCGUGAAACUUGUUUGGAUCGUGUGCACCACACACACACGCGCACAUGGGCCAAGAGAAUGUCAUAUGGCUGAAACAAGCACUACGCAGCCCUUGCUCUGGUUGGCGUCACAUCCCACCGGGUUGGUGUUCUUGGCCAAUUCACGGGAUAAUUGUACUCCCUCAAUAA
Molecule: messenger RNA, 1616 nt
Organism: Dicrocoelium dendriticum
Lineage: Eukaryota; Metazoa; Platyhelminthes; Trematoda; Plagiorchiida; Dicrocoeliidae
Source: the annotation of a GenBank genome assembly